AUGUCUACGAGAGGUCGAUAUACGGGUAUCAAUGCAGACAUCAGCAUCUCGUCCAGGCCAGCAGCCCGCCACUCACUUGCAAAAAUCAUGGAGACGACUUCGUUAAAGUCGCUGGUCGGUCCUUACGAUGGAGAUGCUCUUGAACGGAUCACUGAGUCACCACUGGAAAACUCCGGCGAGAACAAUGCAGCGAUUACUUGCCACUUUGGACAAACAAACCAAAUAACAUCUACUACCCUUAUUGGGGUAUACACCCAGGAUAUUACUGCCACAGUGGUUAAUGGCCUCUUUCCUCCAUACCAGCAUCAUCCAUCUGCUCGAGUGAAGUACGUUCCACCCUCUUCGACAUCUAUUGUUAUGUUUACAUUACCCUCCGUCAAGUCGGUGUUAGCCAUCGUAUUGUGGGCCAUUGCGACUUCGAUCCGCGACUUGAACGCAGUUGCUGAUAAUAUAGUCACAUUCUCCCUCGCCGACUCCUCUGUUCCGACAUUCGUCUCAGAAGUCGCCGAAGUUCUCACUAUUCUCAUACAAGUCUUAAUCAACGCCCUAUUGUUUGCCAUCGCGUCCGCCAUGCUCUGGUUGCUGAAGCACGUCAAGUUCCCCCAGUUCCCGUCGUUCGGCGACCUUGACACCGCGGCAAAUUGUUCUCCCACCGACGUGGACAGUGGCAACCCCGAGCUAGCUCUACUCGUCCCGCCCAUGGAACCAGUCUUUCAAGCUCCAAGCCCGUCCGAGGCUACCGUGUCACGAAUCCUGCCCCAGCCCUCUGGGAAGGGGACUGUGUUCACCCGCCCCGACACAACAGUCUUUCAAGCUCCAAUUUCACCUGAAGUUCCUUUGCUGCCAACCCCUCAGGUGGCGAAGGAGCCUGUGUUCUCCCGUCCCAAGGAAACAACGAACCCAGCCAUACCUUCGCGUCAAGCUACCGUCGCGCCAUUGCCUCCCAGCUUCGGGCAAGUCGUGUUCACCCGGCCCAAGGAAACAGCGAAACAAAUUGCGGUUCCAUCUGAAGCUACCGCUGCGCCAAUCACCCGUCAUACUUUUGGGACGGAAAUCGUGUUCACUCGGCCCGCCCCCUCUACUUCCGAUACAUCGUCCUGCCCACCGACACCCACCGACAACGAAAUAGAUGCGACCGUUCAUGUAGUCGAAGGCGGAGAAGUCCCACUGGAUGAGGACGAGACAAUCAAGAAGGAACUGCCGCCAGUCACUGACAAACUCCUGCUCGUUGGCCGCAGAGAACGCGUCUCGCCUAUGCUCAUGCCUUUCAAUGGUCGGACGGCAGUCUCUAAUUUCCCCAUCAGGGACCUGAUUAUUGACGCCAAACUCGGCCAAGGCACCUUCGGCUCGGUGUAUCGCACUGUCGACCUGCAGACGUCGACAAUGUACGCUGUCAAGGUCAUCGAGAAAGAUGACGAUGAGAAGGAACACGGAUAUCAGCGGCGAUGCGUACGGCGAGAGAUAUAUCACCAAUCUGACAUGUCCACAUACGGAGCUCUUUUCGCCGAAGUCCAGGGUGCUAUGGAGACACCUACGCAUUACUUUCUUGUGCAGACUUAUUAUAAGUGCGGUGAUCUUUCUCGAUGGUUGUACCGUCGCAAACGCUUUUCAGUGGAGAGAACUGUGGUUUAUGUCGCCCAGAUCGUCCAUAUGAUUGAGUUGAUGCAGCAGAAUGGUAUCCUUCACCGCGACAUCAAGCCAGCAAACAUCCUUGUAGAUAAAGACGGUUACCUUCAUAUGACCGACUUCGGCCUCUCACAUCAAUAUGCCUUCAUCGACCGAAGACGUGGUCUCUACAACUAUCCCCAAUACGAACUUUGGAAGCCUGCGGGCACGCCGGAAUAUGCACCUCCAGAAAUGUCCCUCGGCCAAAUCUACAAUCUCUGGGUUGACUUUUACAGUCUCGGGAUCGUUACUUAUGAACUCCUCACUGGAGAACUCCCAAGACGCGACGUUUUGAAGAGGCGCGGGGACCGCGUGGAGGCCUUUGAACACCCUAACUUCUCCGAAAUCCCUCCCAACCAUGAACAAUACCUCAACCACGACGCCCUUGACUUCAUUAAAUCCUUGGUGUAUGACCCGCGGUCGCCGUACUGCAUGACGACUAUCGCCGGCAUCAAGGCCCACCCGUUCCUUCGCAACGCGCCUUGGUAUGAAAUUGAGAAUAACCAAAUAUUCGACCUCAAGGCGAAGCCCGUCUAA
Pleurotus ostreatus (oyster mushroom) is the source of this 2202-nucleotide messenger RNA. RefSeq lists its product as uncharacterized. The transcript is spliced from 4 exons. Gene Ontology annotation, biological process: protein phosphorylation. The record is from RefSeq and is a predicted model, not a curated record. The coding region runs from base 1 to 2202 and encodes 733 amino acids. Lineage: Eukaryota; Fungi; Basidiomycota; Agaricomycetes; Agaricales; Pleurotaceae. Gene Ontology annotation, molecular function: protein kinase activity; ATP binding.